Messenger RNA from Halteromyces radiatus, 1715 nucleotides. RefSeq names its product origin recognition complex subunit 4 C-terminus-domain-containing protein. The coding region runs from base 46 to 1467 and encodes 473 amino acids. The transcript is spliced from 7 exons. NCBI's taxonomy places the organism in Eukaryota, Fungi, Mucoromycota, Mucoromycetes, Mucorales, Cunninghamellaceae. Gene Ontology annotation, biological process: DNA replication; DNA replication initiation. The record is from RefSeq and is a predicted model, not a curated record. Gene Ontology annotation, molecular function: DNA replication origin binding. Gene Ontology annotation, cellular component: nucleus; nuclear origin of replication recognition complex.
UUUUUGUCUAUACCUUAACAGAACAAGUUUUUUAUUUCUACUACCAUGACCAAUAAACGACAAUAUGAAGAAAUAAAUAGUGAUGAUAAACAAAUAGAUGACAACAAAAGGAAUCGUAUAGAAAACAAUACCUGUGACCUUGAAAACAGUGUUACUGAGAAAACGCACAUGAACGAUAUUAAUCACGACGCGACUCACAACGAUAUUAAAAUGAUCAAGACCCAUCUUAUAUCCCAGUUAUCUGAACGAUCUACACCAAAACGACUUGUAGGAAUGCAAAACGAAUAUGAUAGCCUGCAUCAAAUCUUAUACCAAACUAUUAGCAAAGGAGAAAGUAAUUCUUGUUUAUUACUUGGCAAUCGUGGAACAGGGAAAACAACCAUGGUUCGACUUGCAUUAAAUGAUUUAACAAAAAAGUUUCCAGCUGGAUUUGUCACUAUACGUUUGAAUGGACUCACUGAAACAACUGAUCGUAUUGCCCUCAAUGAAAUUGCACGACAACUGAUGGUAGCACAAGGAAAAGUACAACAACAACUUCGUACCUUUGCAACAUUUGCAGAAUCCUUUGAAUAUACUUUAUCACUUUUGAAACAAGGAGAUAAAACAACUCUACCAAUUGUCUUUAUUUUGGAAGAAUUUGAUUUAUUCGCUCAACAUCCCAAGCAAACUCUUCUUUACAAUCUAUUUGAUGCCACUCAAAGUGCUCAAAAUCCGAUGGCUGUCAUUGGUCUUACUUGUCGUAUUGAUACUUUGGAUCUUUUGGAAAAACGUGUCAAAUCAAGAUUCUCUCAUCGACAGAUCUAUCUAUUCCCUCCUGCUACUUUUGGUGAUUUUGUAGAAAUCGCUCGUGAAACUUUGAUUGUACCUGAAGGUUUGGUGGAUCAGGAUUUUACGGAAAAAUUCAAUCAAGCUGUGAAGACAGUAUUUGAAGAUUCAUCGAUGAACACUCUUUUACGUCGUAUCUUUGAUAUUACGAAGGAUUUACGGAUGUUUUUCAAGAUAUGUUUUGAACCUGUUUCACAACUUUCGGAAGAAUCAUCCUACUUGUUGGUAUCCCAAUUUAUGGAAUCAAGUCUAGAACAGAGAACAGAUUUAAAGACAGAAAUGCUCAAAGGUGUAUCGCUACUGGAAUUGGUGUUGAUUGUCAGUAUGAAGAAACUGAUGGAAAGAGAUACCCAUACCUUCAACUUUCAAAUGAUUUAUGAUGAAUACAAGGAUUUUAUGACUCAAACUCAAGUGCGUGGUAUGGGACUUGGUAUGAAACUGUAUAAACGAUCUGUAGCACUCAAGGCAUUUGAAAGUUUACAAUCCUUCGAAUUGGUAUGUCCAGUGGAACAAAUAGGAAAAUGUCCAAAGGAAUAUCGAAUGGCAAAGCUGAUGUUGGAACAUGCUCAAGUCAUUGAUGCUGUAUUGAAAUACAAAGAUUGUCCAACCAAUUUGAUCAAAUGGGCCACUGGUGCAACUUAGAGAUUCAGUUAGUUAUUCAUACUAUUAUUAUUUUUAUUUCACUCAUUCAUCAUUCACUGUAUUUAUCAUUGUAUUCUAAUCCUUUCUAUCAUUUUUGUAUAUCAUUUGCAUUAUCACACCUUUUUUUUUCCAUUUUCAUUACUUAUUACAUUACUUUCUGUGUGCCCUUCAUCCAUCCUUUUUUUUUUUUAUCCUCAAUGAUAUCAAUAAAAAUCAUUUUCUUUCGAUGUAGGAUAUUAAAGUCCUUA